AAAUCAUCAGCGUCUCUGUCUCGCUUGCAGCAGAAAUGGCAGAAGCAAAUAUUCUGGUAGCGCAUGACCAGUUUAGCUGUUCAGUGUGUCUGGAGCUAUUGAAGGACCCAGUCACUAUUCCAUGUGGACACAAUUACUGUAUGGGGUGUAUUAAGAACUGCUGGGAUCAGACUGAUCAGACAGGUGUUUACAGCUGCCCCCAGUGCAGAAAGACUUUUACCCCAAGGCCUGAUCUAUGCAGAAACACCAUGCUGGCUGAAGUUUUGGAGAAAUUAAAGACAGGACUCAAUCCUCCUCCUGCUCAAAGUUAUGCUGGACCUGAAGAUGUGCCAUGUGAUUUCUGCACUGGGAGAAAGUUCAAUGCUGUGAAAUCCUGUUUGACGUGCCUGGCUUCUUACUGUGAAACACAUGUCAAGCCACAUUAUGAGGGGGCUGCUUUCAAGAGGCACAAGCUGGUCAAUACAAUUGGAAAUCUGGAGCAGAAGCUUUGUGCUGAACACCAAAGAGUUUUAGAGGUCUUCUGUAGAACCGAUCAGACGUGUAUUUGCUGGUUGUGUACAGACAAGGAACACAAGAGCCAUGACACAAUCUCAGCUGAGACAGAAAGGACUGGGAAACAGAAGCUGCUGGGAGAGACACAGACAGAAAUACAACAGAGAAUCCAGGAGAGACUGAAAGAAGUGGAAGAGCUGAAACAGGCUGUGGAGUCACUGAAAGUGGGUAUUGACAAGAAAAGAUCUGAAUGCAUAGAAAUAAAAGAAAGUGAGAAGAUCUUUACUGAGCUGAUUCGAUUCAUUGAGAAGAUCCACACUGAGGUUAUUGAGCUGAUUGGAGAUAAUGAGAAGGCUGCAGUGAAUCAGGCUGAAGGACGCAUGAAGAAACUAGAGCAGGAGAUUGCUGAGCUAAGGAGGAGAAACGCUGAGCUGAAACAACUUUCAGAGACAGAGGAUCACAUCCAUUUUCUACAGAAUUUCCAGUCUCUCUGUGCCCCACCUGAAGCUGGAGACUUACCCAGCAUUACUGUCAAUACAGACAUCUCUUUUGGGGAUGUGAGGAAAGCUGUAUCUGAACUUAAAGACCAUAUUGAGGACUGCAAGAGGGAAUUCAUUAAAAUAACCAAAACAGCAGUUCCUUCCUCUCUGGGUUUGAAGACAGCAGCAGCUCCUUCCUCUCUGGGUUUGAAGGCAGAAGCAGCUCCUUCCUCUCUGAGUUUAGGGGUGGCAGCUCCUUCCUCUUUGGGAUUGAAGACAGCAGCAGCUCCUUCCUCUCUGGGUUUGAAGACAGAAGCAGCUCCUUCCUCUCUGAGUUUUGGGGCGACAGCAGCUUCUUCCUCUCUGAGUUUUGGGGCGACAACAGCUACUUCCUUUCUAGGUUUGAAGACAGCAUCAGCUCCUUCCUCUCUGGGUUUGAAGACAGCAUCAUUUCCUUCCUCUCUAGGUUUGAAGACAGCAGCACCUCCUUCCUUUCAGAGUUUUGGGGCGACAGCAGCUCCUUCCUCUCUGGGUUUGAAGACAGCAGCACCCCCUUCCUUUCAGAGUUUUGGGGUGACAGCAGCUCCUUCCUCUCUGGGAUUGAAGACAGCAGCACCUCCUUCCUUUCAGAGUUUUGGGGCGACAGCAGCUCCUUCCUCUCAGGGUUUCAGGGUGGCAGCUCCUUUCUCUCUGGGAUUGAAGACAGCAGCAGCUCCUUCCUCUCUGGGUUUCGGGGUGGCAGCUCCUUCCUCUUUGGGAUUGAAGACAGCAGCAGCUCCUUCCUUUCUGAGUUUUGGGGUGACAGCAGCUCCUUUCUCUCUGGGAUUGAACACCGCAGCAGCUCCUUCCUCUCUGGGUUUGAAGACAGAAGCAACUUCUUCCUCUCUGAGUUUUGGGAUGACACAGGCUCCUUCCUUUCUGAGUUUUGGGACGACAGCAGCUCCUUCCUCUCUGGGUUUGAAGACAGAAGCAGCUCCUUCCUCUCUGGGUUUGAAGACAGAAGCAGCUCCUUCCUCUCUGGGUUUUGGGGUGGCAGCUCCUUCCUCUUUGGGAUUGAAGACAGAAGCAGCUCCUUCCUUUCUGAGUUUUGGGACAACAGCAGCUCCUUCCUCUCUGGGUUUGAAGACAGAAGCAGCUCCUUCCUCUCUGGGUUUGAAGAUAGAAGCAGCUCAUUCUUCUCUGGGUUUGAAGACAGAAGCAGUUCCUUCCUCUCUGGGAUUGAAGACAGAAGCAGCUCCUUCCUCUCUGGAUUUCGGGGUGGCAGCUCCUUCCUCUCUGAGUUUUGGGAUGACAGCUCCUUCUUCCUCUCUGGCUCCGGAAUUGGCAACUCUAGAGGCAGUACCAAGGCCGUUCUUUCCUCAAUGACCUGCAUAUGCAUUUGUUGUUGUUGCUUUUGCUGCAGUAUCUCAUGCCUUCCUGUUGCAGUUCCACAAGCUGCUGUUGUAUUCUCUGAAUGUUUUCCUGUUUUUUCUUCACUUGUAGUUUCUCCCUGGGUUACUAGUGGCUAUCCCACCCUGACACCUUAUGUGGCAUAGUGGUCCUAUGGUCAAGGCUGGUCAGCAGUAAAAAUAGCAACCCAGUGGGACGACUGCAAUUCAGCAAACAAAACAAAC
Polyodon spathula (Mississippi paddlefish) is the source of this 2584-nucleotide messenger RNA. Its product is annotated as E3 ubiquitin/ISG15 ligase TRIM25-like. Gene Ontology annotation, molecular function: zinc ion binding. NCBI's taxonomy places the organism in Eukaryota, Metazoa, Chordata, Actinopteri, Acipenseriformes, Polyodontidae. The coding region runs from base 36 to 2336 and encodes 766 amino acids. The transcript has 5 exons. The record is from RefSeq and is a predicted model, not a curated record.